Messenger RNA from Scylla paramamosain (green mud crab), 2603 nucleotides. RefSeq names its product E3 SUMO-protein ligase NSE2-like. NCBI's taxonomy places the organism in Eukaryota, Metazoa, Arthropoda, Malacostraca, Decapoda, Portunidae. Gene Ontology annotation, cellular component: nucleus; Smc5-Smc6 complex. The transcript has 6 exons. Gene Ontology annotation, biological process: protein sumoylation; double-strand break repair via homologous recombination. The coding region runs from base 140 to 772 and encodes 210 amino acids. The record is from RefSeq and is a predicted model, not a curated record. Gene Ontology annotation, molecular function: zinc ion binding; SUMO ligase activity.
AAGUUGGGUCUCUCUCUCUCUCUCUCUCUCUCUCAAGAACAAGACCAAGAUCUUUCCAGCCUCCAGUGUUAUCAUUUGGCAUCUUCGAGGAGUGGGCGGUUCGUAAUUUGCAAGAUGGCAUGUUAGUGAGGGAGGCGCCAUGGAGGUCACCUUCUUCAACAUCCUGGAUAUCGUGUCUGAAAAGGUGAACGACAGCGCCGCCCAUGUGUUGGAGAGCGUCGAGGAUGCAAACCUGAAGGCAAAGUACCUGAAGCAAUUGGAGGAGGUACUGGUGAGCUGUGUCACUGUCCAGCACAAGGUGGCCAUCACACGCCAGGCCGUGAAGGAGACUGUCACCCGAGCCAAGGACGAGGAGACCAAGGAGCCUGAUGCAGAUCUCUAUGACGAUUUACUUGAAGAAAGCAUUGGAGAACUGGAGAUAGACUCUCCCCUUGAGGAAGCAAUAGCACAAGCUGCAAGUCUCAAGUCCUUCAAGGAUCUACUCAAGCAAAAUAAUGUGGCAACAAACUCAGAUGGGGACUUGGUUCCCACAGAGUUCAUCAGCACCUUCAUUGACCCCAUCAGCAAGAAGAGGAUGACAGAUCCAGUGAGAAAUAAGAUUUGUAAUCAUAUAUAUGACAGAAGCUCCAUCACCAGCAUGAUUUCAAGGUCUAAACACACAUUCAAAUGUCCUGCCAUUGGGUGUGGUAACCGUAAUCCCAUGAAGCUGUCUGACCUGAAGGAAGCACCUGAUGUGAAGAGACAGCUAACCCUCCAACAGAAAAGACAGUGACGGAAUGCACAAACAGAACCUCAUCUCACCCUGCCUGACCUGUGCACCACGUAGACUCGCCAUUCCUGCGCCUGCUGUAGUGUUAGCACCCCUAAGCAUAGCAAGGUAAAGGGAUGCAUUCCAAAACUUGUCACUACAUCUCUUACAUUUAACAGGCUCUAGUGGAAGUCAUUGGGGGGUUUUCAGGGUUAUACUCCUAAGCAUUUCAUUACAUCUUUUACAUUUAGCAGGCUGUAGUGGAAGUUAUUGGGUUUUCAGGCAUGUGUUCCAAAGAAUUUCCUAUUUUUCAUAUAUUUAACAGCCUCCAGUAGAAGUUGUUGAGCUUUUCAGAGUUGUGUUCCUUAGCAUUGCAUUUUUUUUUUUUUUUUCAUAUAUGUAUAAUAUUUUCUUUUUAACUGUUUCACACUUCUGCCAGUAGAUGGCAUUGGUGCAUUGUUGACAUUUUCCCUUCAGCCAAUACCAGGAGCUUUUUACAUACAAGCUCUAAGGACAUUAGCCAAUCACCAGCUAGUAAAAAUAAAUGCUGCAUCACAAUCACAUGAUACAAGAGACAGCAGUGUCAGUGGAGCCCAAGAGAUGAAUUAUAGUUAUAGUGAGGAAGAAAUGGUUGUCAUAAUGUGAGAAGUACUUGAGAGGAGGAGUGUAGUAAUGGGGAAGCUGGAUGACAUUAGAGGCACCAAGGAAACCAAGAAACCAAGCCGACUGAAGCCCUCCAUAGUGUCACCAAAGCCUGGAGGACUGAGGAAGUGAAAAUAAAUUUUAUGACUGUUCCAUUGUAAAGAAGAAAACUGGAGAUGCAAGACAGGAAAUGAGCAGAACAGGUGAGCCUACCACUGUGUGUAGGCAGGUGAAAGGAAAUUUGAUGAUGUAUUAAAGUUGCUCUUAUGGGUUGUUGGUCUGUUUUUUGUAAUGGCAACAAUAACAAGUUAAGCAUGACCACACUGUGCAUAAUGUGAUGAACAGAUGCCUUGUGUAUUGUGACCUAACAUACCUAACAAUAGGGUGCUGACCUGACCAAAGAAAAAUAAUGUUAGUGCUGGGGUUAACAUGUAACUACAGUACUUUGUGUAUAUCAACAAUAUAGGAAUAGAUACUACAGUAACAUUAUUGUGAUGGAGUUAUACUUUAUGUUAUGAGUAUGGUAGAUUAAGUGGCAUUAACUUGGUCACACUUGGCAAAAUGUGUGAUGUUGGAAAAAAAAAUCAUGUACAUGUCCUUUGUUCAAAAGUGAAAAAAUUAAAUUUAGAAAUAUUUAUCUGAUAAUUGGGAUAUGUUCUUAACAGUGUAUUAUGUAAAAUCUUUAAAUUCUUAGGAGAGUGGCAUAAACAAUAAUCAUAUGUAUUUCACUUAAAAAAGUAAAAAAAGACAUGUAAAAAAUACACUUUUUAGUUGGUAGAUACCCUGUAUAUCAGUAUUCUUUUUCUCCUAUUAAUUGAUUGAAUUGUCUGUAACCCUAGAGUAAAAUUUUUAAUUGCAAUUUUUUUUUUUUUACAGGUACAGAACUGUUCAAAACAUGAAAAAUUUCAAUUUUAAAAUUUUUAACUGAUAACUGGGAUAUGUCAUUACCUUAAAGAAGAACCAAUGUACAUAUGUAAAAUAUUAUUUACAGUUCUUAGGAGAGCAGUAUAAACAAUAAUCAUGUUUCUCUUAAAAAAAAUACAAAUACACAAAGCACACAUUUCUGAAUGAUGUAUACCUCUUACAUCAAUAUUCUUUUCUGCUAUUCAUGAUUUAAUUAUCUGUAACCUUAGAGGAAAAUCUUUAAUUGCAAAAUUUUUCUAUUUUUUGUUAAGUGAAAAAAAAAGUUCAAUAAAAAUUUUUUAUCUGGUAA